ACAGUUUGUAGUGUUAAGACAAAUCAAAUAAAUUGAAAGAGAAUAUAGAUUUUAUGUCGAUAGGACUAUGUCUUCAUCUGUAUUGUGUAAUAAUAUUUCUUAUUUUAAGUGUUGUGUUGUUCACUUUCAAGUUCAGUUUCAAAUAUCUGUCCAUCAACAAGAAUUGUCACUAAGAUUCUAACGUUUUCACUUAGCGAUCCCAUUAGUCUCAGUCCAUUAUUGCGUCGUCCUUUCUUUCGGUCGCCUAACUGUACCAGUUCUCUCUUUCUCCGUCGCUCUUUACGUUACUACCGUCCGCAAGUACGGCGAUGAUUACAUCCGGGAAACGCACAUUUACUCGUAAAAGAAAAUACUACCGUAUCUUUACGGUCAUGUGACUACACGUACGACCACGUGCUCAUAGCAUUCUCUGUCAGCAUAUAACAAUUAAGGUGGAAAUUCAUCACAUGUUGUAACGGCCGGUGAAGAAAGCCUUUAAACAAGUUUAUCGUCUUUGCCUAUCAUCAUUUAAUUAUUCCUCUUUUUACACGUGUAGCUUCUUGUAUCUGUACUAAUCAGUUUAUACCGUAUUAUAGUGUUAAGAGAUAUAUUAUAUUAAGAUUAGAUUAUCAGUUAAUUGUCUGAUGGAAAUGUCAUUUAAAGACUAAGCAAUAUCGAUGAAAUAACUUUAUUAAGAGCGCUUGUGAAUCUUUCUGAUAGACAGGGAAAGUGGCAUUUAUAAAUAUACUAUUUAGUAAAAAAUGAUAAUAUUAUCAUUAUUGAAACGGUAUCAUUCGAUAAUGAGAUCGUGAUAAAAACUCAAGUUUGUACGUACAUUUUAUUCUUAAUGAUUACUCGUACUAUAUCAUUAAAGUAAACGACGAGUAAAGUGGAUAAUGUACAUUUAGUCCCGUAUAACAAUCGAUGUCAAUGUAAUUGGAAUUCAUCAAGUGAUGCAAAACUAUACGUAUAACAAACAGCUUAUACUCGAAAGGAGCUGCGAGAAUUGAGAAUGCAUUGGACAGUGUUGAUCAAAUCCAUUACUCUAAUUGUUCAAGUCAUUUUCCAAAUGUAACUCGUCACGGAUCGUAAAUUGUGCUGGAUUAACAGUAUCUCAGAUGCUGUUAAUGAGUUCUUGAUUUUCAUUUAUCAUUGUACAUUGUCUCUUACACACGCGUAUGCAUAGUAAGAAUUAUGUGUGAUGAUUUUGAAUCAUUACUCGAUGCGUUUUCUUUUUCCUCGUACAUUAAUAUUCUAAUGAAAUGUACAUUUUCUAGGUCAAAAUAUGCAAUACCAUAGUAUUAAGUAACGCAGAAACUCUCUCUUUCCAGCUUUUUUACUGAAUUUCACUUACUCUUGCUAACAAAAAGUCUUAAUAAUCUAAGUAAAUAAAUUUUAAUAAUCGUUGCUUCUUUGAUUAAAAUAAGAUAAUUUUAAUUAAGCGUAAAUAAAGUGCAACAAGAUGCAAGAAAGAAAUUUCCAAGUAAUCUAUAAGCUAAACUAUAAUUGAAGCUAUCGUUUUUACGUUAGCUAUUGAGCAAUGUAUGUGGUAACAAUAACAAGAAAUAACUAGUGUUGAAAAUAAUAAAAACUCAUUUCCGCAUGACACUAUUCUGUAACACGUAAAGUUAGUCAUGCAUGCAAAUUGAUGGAUAAAUCUACAACUGUUUCUCUUUCUCGAUGCAGAGGUUUGCACUUAUAAUCGUGUCUGGGUGGAGAGUAUCGUCUGUUUUACCUGCAUUCCACUCCUGAUGCGUUGUUAUUAACGACGAUUGGCGCGGUGGAGUUUUAAGGUUCGUUUGACAAGCAGGUCAGAGGGAUACUUACUUACGGGGCUGUACGACAUUGUUUUGGUUGAGGGGUCUUUCCUUCCGUUGUGCUCUGGCGUUAAACAGCGCGUGGAUCAAGUACGGGCGCGUAUACCAAGAAUCUUAAUGCAAUAGGUAGGAGAGACUAAUGGGUGCUCACUUAUAUAAGUCACAAUGCAACCAGAUUCUAAAGAGUAGUCUGCGGGAUUUAUCGAGCUGACCAGCAGACUGGACAGAGAGUAAAACGUAACAAAGGAGAAGCUUAUGAUCAUUGUGUUAGACGUAACUCAAAAAGAAGAAUCGACGAGCUCGCGAGAUUAUAAAUAAUAGUUUGCGAUGGAAAAACGACGUUCAAUAAUUUUGGUCUUACAUUUCCUUUAUCUCGCGGUGUUCUGCAAUUUAGUGACUGCCAAAAGUGAAUAUACGAGUCUGUUUGAACGGUGUGCAAAGGAAAAGAAUACCUUUGAUUGCUUCAAACGGCGUGCCUUGGAGAUCCUCGACUCGGCCAUCCAAGACGAUACUGUAUAUAAAAUCAAUGAUUAUAUUUCAAUUACUAAAGAUCCAGCAUCUACUGCUAGAAGUCGCAGCUCGAUGACAGCAGACAAUGACACGGAACUAAGUCUCGAUCAAAAAUUGGAUAACAAAUUCUAUGAGUACUUGACAUCGAGAAGCGUGAAACUGACAAUACCGGGCAAUGCUUUUGAAGGAAGAAAAAAGAAGAAUAAAGGUUACGGAUAUAUAAUAGUAGCAGGUGCCGUGUUAGCAGGCAUGAUGGCGCAACUAGCUUAUGGAAAAAUUGCUUUCAUCGCUGGUACGGCAUUAUUGACAGCGAAAAUGGCUUUAGUUUUAAGCGCGAUAGUCGGCUUGAAGAAACUCGUAUCAGGUGGAGGAGGUCACGAAGUGAUAUAUGCGACAGCAUCGGAACAUCAUGGAGGUGGUGGCGGAUAUGGUGGUGGUGGUGGUGGUAGCUACGGGGGCUGGCAACGCGCAAUGGAAGUUGUUCCUCCAACCUGAAUCAUAUUUGACACGUAUUACAGUUUCGAAAGUUGUAUGAUUUAGUUACCGCAUGUAAUACGUCUUCUUUGAUGUAUCCGAUAAUGUAAACGUAUUGAUAUUUUUUUUAUUUUAUUAUUUAUUUAUUACUUAAACAUUUAAUUAAUAAAAACAAAUUAAUGUACAAUUACUUCUUUUUUUGACCUAAACAAAUGUGUUAUUUCACAAAGAAUAAACACACUGUUAAAAAUACACAGCAAAAUUUAACGUAAUAUAACGGAAGCAAACUUUGAGUAGUUACAUUAAAAAUAUUUAAUGUUGUCAAAAGUGAACUAAAUUUCACAUACAUGUUUUUUAGUUAUAAAUACAUUAAAUUUAAUGUAUUUGGAUAU
Molecule: messenger RNA, 3172 nt
Organism: Solenopsis invicta (red fire ant)
Lineage: Eukaryota; Metazoa; Arthropoda; Insecta; Hymenoptera; Formicidae
Exons: 3
Coding region: 2124-2801 (225 amino acids)
Source: RefSeq, a predicted model, not a curated record